Molecule: messenger RNA, 2422 nt
Organism: Nematostella vectensis (starlet sea anemone)
Lineage: Eukaryota; Metazoa; Cnidaria; Anthozoa; Actiniaria; Edwardsiidae
Product: sushi, von Willebrand factor type A, EGF and pentraxin domain-containing protein 1
Exons: 8
Coding region: 210-1409 (399 amino acids)
Biological process (GO): establishment or maintenance of epithelial cell apical/basal polarity; heterophilic cell-cell adhesion
Cellular component (GO): plasma membrane; protein-containing complex
Molecular function (GO): calcium ion binding
Source: RefSeq, a predicted model, not a curated record
UCACCUAAAGCUGCAAACCCACUUUCAGAACCUCACAUAACAUCCAAGCGUGAAACUGGACACAUCAAUUUCGAUGUUGUCCCGAGAACUCUAAUCAGGAAGAACCCUUCCAGAGUCGCGAUUCCUGAUAACUCAAGACUUGCUUUGGAUACAAUUCUGGUCGUACUAAUGACAAUUGGUAAUGAGAGAGUCGUCGAAACAUUAGCAAAAUGAGGCUUACUUGCCUCGUGUUAUACUUCAACUGUCUCGUUGCUGUAGCAACAUCAAGCGAGCAAUCCUUCUGUCCAGCGUCCAUCCAUUCAGUAGGUGCCGCCAUCACACAAGUUGGUCUUGUCUUGCGGAGCCGGCAUGUCAAGAAGCGUCUUCAGGCUCAAAGUCAGAUAUCAUGCAGUCUGCGAUGUCAGCAGCAAGACUGGUGCAUAUCGGUGAACUACGAAGUUUCUCGACCUGAAGCAGGGGCCUGCGAGUUAAACACAUACGGAGUCAAGACGUUGGACGAUGCAAAUCCAAACAAUUCAGAGUUUGAAAAGAAAAAAGGAUGGAUAUACUCACAGUUGAGGUCUGCUGAGUUCACACAAAGCCUACACGCCUGUAAAGAUGGUUCGUUCACUUGUUCAAAUGGAGGAACAUGUGAGGUGGAUUGCAAAACUUUCCGCCCUAGAUGCCAUUGCCCUGCUGGCUUUUCUGGAGACAAGUGUGAAAACAAUGAUGACGAAUGCAAGAGCAGCCCUUGUAAGAAUGGAGGAACGUGUGUAGACGGGAUCAACCGGUACUCCUGCACGUGCGUGGCAGGGUUUACAGGCAAAAACUGUGAGACGGACAUUGACGAAUGCGCUGGUAAUCCUUGUGCUAACGGAGGGACUUGUAAGGAUGGAAUAAAUGGCUUCACCUGCGAAUGUCCUGUUGGUUACAGUGGAAGCACCUGCGAAAUUGGUUGUGAUCUCGCAGCAGUUGGAGUUCAGAACAGAAGUGUCAUCCCAGACAUAAGCUUUUUCGCAUCGAACUACUGGCAAGAGUCUGGUUUUCCCUCAGACUUCUUUUCACCAAAGAAUGCUCGACUUAACGGGGAUCGGUAUUGGUCUGCUGCAAAUAGAAAUGUUCCAUUGUACCUCCAGGUUGAUUUGCUGUCGUUAUACAUGAUUUGCGCCGUGGCAACACAAGGCGGAACAAUUUCGCAUUACGAUACAAGAGCCACAAGGUACAAGCUUUCCCUCUCAAAACCGGGGUCUUCCUGGCAAAUCUACCAAGAAGGUGGCACAGACAAGGAGUUUCAAGGGAACUUAGACAAGCCAACAGUUGUGAAGAAUGCCUUGGUAAACAGGCCAACCGCCCAAUACAUCAGAUUCAUACCAACAGCGUGGGACUAUUGGCCUGGUUUUCGCGUUGAAGUUUUCGGAAUUCGUCAAUGAAACUAUCGUUUCUUUUCCAGUAUCUAGAGACAGAUUAUCACGACUUGAAAAACUCAAUUAUUAUCCAAUACCCAUGUAUUGACUACUGAAAAGGCAGACCCUAAGUUCGUGAGGAGGGAGUUUAAUUUCAUGUCCAGGGGAAAGCGUGACUGAGAAUUUACUUCAUUAGUGUGAUUUGUAUAAAUGAUAUCUCCUUGUUAGUGUGAUUUGUAUUAAUGAUCUCUCCUCGUUAGUGUGAUUUUUAUAAAUGAUCCCUCCCCGUGUAGUGUGAUUUUUAUAAAUGAUUUCUCCUCGUUAGUGUGAUUUGUAUAAAUGAUCUCUCUUCGUUAGUGUGAUUUGUAUAAAUGAUCCCUCCUUGCUAGUGUGAUUUGUAUAAAUUAUCUCUCCUGGUUAGUGUGAUUUGUAUAAAUGAUCUCUCCUUGUUAGUGUGAUUUGUAUUAAUGAUCUCUCCUCGUUUGUGUGAUUUGUAUUAAUGAUCUCUCCUCGUUAGUGUGAUUUUUAUAAAUGAUCCCUCCCCGUGUAGUGUGAUUUUUAUAAAUGAUUUCUCCUCGUUAGUGAGAUUUGUAUAAAUGAUCUCUCUUCGUUAGUGUGAUUUGUAUAAAUGAUCUCUCCCCGUUAUUGUGAUUUGUAUGAAUAAUCUUUCCUAGUUAAUGUGAUUUGUAUAAAUGAUCUCUCCUGGUUAAAGUGUGAUUUGUAUAAAUGAUCUCUUCUCGUUAGUGUGAUUUGUAUAAAUUAUUUCUCCUGGUUAGUGUGAUUUGUAUAAAUGAUCUCUUCUUGUUAGUGUAAUUUGUAUAAAUGAUCUCUUCUAGUUAGUGUGAUUUGUAUAAAUGAUCUCUCCUCGUUAGCGUGAUUUGUAUAAAUGAUCUUUCAUCGUUAGUGUGAUUUGUAUAAAUGAUCUCUCCUCGUUAGUGUGAUUUGUAUAAGUUAUCUCUCCUGGUUAGUGUGAUUUGUAUAAAUGAUCUCUCCUCGUUACUGUGAUUUGAAUGAAUGGUCUCUCCUUGUUAGUGUUUAAA